ACCCCGAUUACAUACAACAAGCCAUGCUCCGAACUUGCAUAAAAUCGCUGUUCGAAUGUCUUACCUUCACGAGGUUGACGAGGAUCGUACUCAUGCGAUAACGCUUUUUCCUCACUAUGAUUUCCUAGACGCCGUGAUUGUUGAGGAAUGAUAGCUGAGUCUGUCGUGGCUCCAAUCAACGCACGAUAUUUGGGGCAGUGAAGCCUGGCAUGCAGUGAACGUACCGUAUAUCGGAUAUGUUCCUCUAUCUCCUUCUUCCAUCUGGAUCUCGGAAUCUUGAACUCGCGUUGGGUUCUGAAGCCGAACAUAAAUGCAAGGUCCGGGCAAAGUCUAGGAACGCCUGACUCAUUUUCAUUAUCGUUCAGCCGGCAAGCUUCGGUAUUUAUACUCGUCUUGGCACUUUCUCUUAGAAACCCUUUCUGGUUCUCCUUUGUGCAGGAAGAUGGUCACCCAUCUUCUUCGUGGAUCCCUCCUCAGACAGGCCUCAAGUCUUUCGUCCCGUCACUUUUCUGUACAUUCUACGUUCAAACGGAGCGCCUGGAGAAACACUUCUAAGGGGUUUCGAUGGAGUCUAGCAUCUGGCGCCGUUCUCGCAACUUCUGCUGUUUUCUUGCAGUCCGCCAUUCAUGCAGAUGCACUUGACCCCCCCAAAAAUGACGAUCAUAAGAAGCCUACGCCUUUGUCAAGCUUAAUACGAUCGUAUAUCGUAUACACUGCCUGUUGUAUUCCUGGAUUGGUCGACUGGUCACCUGCAAUCCUGUCUACUCUUAUGUCGGUUCCUCUGCUGAAACAAAUUACCGAGGCUAUAGUACGGGUAACAUUCUUCAAUCAGUUCGUCGGCGGCGACACUGCUCAUGGAACUGUUCCGGUUCUCGAGAGUUUGCAGGAACAGAAUAAGGGUUCGAUCCUGGUCUACAGUGUGGAAGUGGAUGAGACGGAGGCUGCGGGUGGCGCGAAGAAGAAUGAAGUGCCAGCCCAUAAGCUGAUUGUUGACGAAAUGAUUCAGAGCAUCAACGUCGCGGCUGAUUUUGAGGAGCAGCAUCCCAGUUCCAGUGGUGUACGGAGUACAUGGGUUGCGGUGAAACUUACGGCUCUGCUUCCUAAUGCUCAAUCUUUGAUCAACUUUUCCAAACAUCUGGUCAACACUCGUCCACGAUCUUCGCCUCCGGUUCUUUUCCCCGGUGCUCCUCAUCCCACAGAUCUUGAUGCUCUCACCUUGCGGAGCGCUCAGGGAACUUCACUCACGGAACAGGACAUCAUCGAUUUAAAGGACCUCCACGCGGAUCUCGUCAGAAUAUGUACGCGAGCUCAGGAACGGGGGAUUCGACUGCUUAUCGAUGCAGAACACAGUUGGUACCAACCCGCCAUCGAUUCGUUCACCCUGGCCCUGAUGCGGCAAUUCAACAAGGUUCCCGACGGCCACUCCGAAUCCUGCAGCAAAUUCCAACCUUUGAUUUACACAACGAUCCAGGCAUACCUUCGCAGAACACCGGCUUAUGUUGCUCAAAGUCUUGCCGACGCGGAGGCUGGAGGUUACGCUCUCGGAAUCAAACUUGUCAGGGGCGCGUACCAUCCGUAUGAAACCACAGCGCACUUUGCUCGUACCUCCGGAGACGAGGACUUGAAGCACAACUCCUUGUCAAUCUCUCCCGAUCCUGAACCGCCUGUCUGGGCAACGAAACCUGAUUCGGAUGCAGCAUUCAAUAAUUCGGUGAAAGUUAUUCUGGAAGCUGUCGCUCAGGAUAUCGAAGGCAACAAGUCAUCUUCUAGAAGAGGUUCUUUGUCCUCGUUGCUCAAGAAGGAUGCGGAUUCUGCCCCUGCUCCCCCCACUAUUGGUGUCAUUUUUGGGUCACAUAACUGGGACAGUCAGAAGUUGGUCUUGAAAGAACUUAUCAAGCUCGGACUGGCAAAUGUUGAAGGGACUACCGAGAAUGGUGAACCUAUCAUUCGGAUAGGUGAUGAAGUAAUUCGCCGAGUCUCCGUUGCUCAGCUAUACGGCAUGACCGAUGCGCUCACGAACUACAUCGUUGAUCGAACUAGUUCCUCGUCACCGUUUGUUCUUAAGUAUGUUCCGUAUGGCGCUUUGGCUGAAGUUAUGCCGUAUCUCAGUCGACGUGCAAUCGAGAACAAAUCAGUUCUCGGUACUGGAGCAGCCACGGAAGAGAGGAAGCGCGCAGCUGCAGAGAUCAAGAAGCGAAUCUUUGGAUAAGGAAUGUUGUGUAUACUUAGCCCCUCCUUGGUAUAAUAUUCAGUGAUCAACACAGUAUACUCAUAGAUUCUCCUUAUGGAUACGUAUCUUGUAACUUAUCUAGACCGUAGUACUGCCUUGACUAGACUUUUGUUGCAUUU
Molecule: messenger RNA, 2349 nt
Organism: Somion occarium
Lineage: Eukaryota; Fungi; Basidiomycota; Agaricomycetes; Polyporales; Cerrenaceae
Source: the annotation of a GenBank genome assembly